UGAAACUGCGAAUAAACAAAAUGAUCUGGCAACUCCUGAGCAUUUGUCUACUAUGUUCAGCAUCACUAGCCGAGAACUACGUGCAAGCAGACCUUAGCUUCACAGAUACUAACAGCAGGUUCGACCUCACUGAAAUGAUGGGUGCUGUAGACAGGUCCAUGAGACAUAGGACCCCACUAGUAGACGACGAUGAUUCCUUCAGACGUCAAGGAGUUAAAGUACCAUUGACUAGAAGAGCUGACGAUGAUGGUGAUUUUGCUUACCAUGAUAGAAUGGACAGCAAAGAAGGUGGGACGAUGUCUGAUUUUGAAGAGAAUUUGAAGCAUUUCCAGCGUAUUAAAGGUCCGAGUAGAAGACUCGAUGAUGACGAUUCAGAGCAAAGGGUUAGAAGAAGUGCAGAUGAGAGUGAAGUUCUAAUGAACCAUGUUCUGCCUUUUAUUUUUAAAGUUGACGGCUAUUUGAGACCUCCUUUGUAAAUGUUCUUUGAUUAAAAUAAAAUUAUGACUUA
Molecule: messenger RNA, 508 nt
Organism: Helicoverpa zea (corn earworm)
Lineage: Eukaryota; Metazoa; Arthropoda; Insecta; Lepidoptera; Noctuidae
Exons: 2
Coding region: 21-476 (151 amino acids)
Source: RefSeq, a predicted model, not a curated record